CUUUCUAGCUACUACCUACAACUUUAUCUGUUAUUUUACUCGCAUGUGCGUGCGUUUAGACAGGUUCGAAGCUCUUCUACCCAUUUUAUCCAACCAAUGUUGCCUGCACCCUAGCCUCGCACUAGGUCACUAUGCACCGCCGCCUACUUCUUUAAGCUUCCACUGAAACCCUAAUUCGCCGAUUCUCUCUCUGCUCAGGUAAAAAUUUCGUCUAAAUGAGAGGAAGGAGUUAUAGCCCAUCUCCACCAAGGGGCUAUGGUAGAAGGGGUCGCAGCCCUAGUCCUAGAGGACGUUAUGGUGGUGGCGGUCGUCGCGGUGGUAGGGAUCUUCCUACUAGCCUUCUCGUGCGUAAUCUUCGUCAUGAUUGCAGGCCAGAAGACCUCCGCAGGCCUUUUGAACAGUUCGGUGCUCUCAAGGACAUUUACUUGCCUAAGGAUUAUUAUACUGGGGAACCCCGUGGUUUUGGUUUUGUCCAAUAUGCAGAUCCUUAUGAUGCUGCUGAGGCGAAACAUCAUAUGGAUGGUAGGGUUCUCCUUGGUCGAGAAUUAACAGUUGUAUUUGCAGAGGAGAACAGGAAGAAGCCAACUGAUAUGAGGGCAAGGGAGAGAGUGAGGGGCCGAUUUCGUGAUCGAAGGCGAUCCCCACCACAUUAUUCACGCUCACCUCGCUAUUCCCGUUCUCCACCUCCACGCAAUGCAAGGUCUCGGUCCCUUAGUCGUGAUUAUUAUUCUUCUCCUAAAAGACGACAUUACUCAAGAUCUGCUUCACCCCAGGAGAAGAGGUAUAGUCAAGAGAGGUCAUACUCACAUUCAAGGAGCCGCAGCAGAACUCCUAAUAGGGGUCAAAGCCAGGGCCCAAGAAGCCGAAGCUGGAGCCCAAAAAGAAGCAGAAGCCGCAGCCCAAAUCACGAUGAAUACCCUAGGAAACCAAAUGGAGAUAGGUCUCCCAGUCAGUGAGCUACUGGGAAGGGACGAUUGUAAUGCUACUUGUUCUCUGGAUCAUGUGUUUUCAUUGAUACUGGUGGUGUAGGUUUUGUUGUUUGUUGUUUUUAAGUUUAUAGGAUGCUUUUUUGAAGUAAAUGUGUGGGAAAAUUUUAAUUCAAGCAUGUUGAGAUUUGCAUUAA
Molecule: messenger RNA, 1123 nt
Organism: Hevea brasiliensis (rubber tree)
Lineage: Eukaryota; Viridiplantae; Streptophyta; Magnoliopsida; Malpighiales; Euphorbiaceae
Product: serine/arginine-rich SC35-like splicing factor SCL33
Exons: 6
Coding region: 216-956 (246 amino acids)
Biological process (GO): mRNA splicing, via spliceosome
Cellular component (GO): nuclear speck; cytoplasm
Molecular function (GO): RNA binding
Source: RefSeq, a predicted model, not a curated record